CCAAUCAGCGGCGCGGGGGGCGGACCGCGGGCGCGCACGUUCCGGGCCCGCAGCUCUAGUAGCCAGAGCGCACGGAGGCGCGGCGCGGAGGUGGCGGGGACCGGGCGGGUGGCUCCGUCUCCUUCGCUCGCCUCGCCGCCUUCUUCUCUCCGCGGCCGGACCGGAACUAUGUGAUCCCGGAAGUUCCGGGGCCAUUGCUGUGUGGGAUAAACAGUAAUGGCGGAGGCUGCGGCUCCGGGAACAACAGCCACAACAUCAGGAGCAGAAGCGGCGGUGGCAGCGGCCUCCCCCACCCCUCUCCCCACAGUCGCCGCCCCGUCCCCGGGGGCGGGAGUAAGGGGCGGCGGCAGCGACGGCAGCGGCGGCGGCUGGACUAAACAGGUCACCUGCAGGUAUUUUAUGCAUGGGGUUUGUAAAGAAGGAGAUAACUGUCGAUACUCGCAUGACCUCUCUGACAGUCCAUAUGGUGUAGCGUGCAAGUAUUUUCAGCGAGGGUACUGUGUUUAUGGAGACCGUUGCAGAUAUGACCAUAGCAAGCCAUUGAAACAGGAAGAAGCAACUGCUGCAGACCUAACUGCAAAAUCAUCUCCUGCUGCUUCCCCAAGUCUCCCUGCAGCAGUCGGGCCACUUGCUGAAAUGGAUACAGGCGAAGCUGAGUCAAGAAAUUCUAACAUUGCAACUGUAGGAGCAGGUUCAGAGGACUGGGUGAAUGCUAUCGAGUUUGUUCCUGGACAGCCCUACUGUGGCCGUACUGCCCCUUCCUGCACUGACGCACCCCUGCAGGGCUCAGUGACCAAGGAAGAAUCAGAGAAAGAGCAAACCGCUGUGGAAACAAAGAAGCAGCUUUGCCCCUAUGCUGCAGUGGGAGAGUGCCGAUAUGGGGAGAACUGUGUGUAUCUCCACGGAGAUUCAUGUGAUAUGUGUGGGCUGCAGGUCCUACAUCCAAUGGAUGCUGCCCAGAGAUCACAACAUAUAAAAUCUUGCAUUGAGGCCCAUGAGAAGGACAUGGAGCUCUCAUUUGCUGUGCAGCGCAGCAAGGACAUGGUGUGUGGGAUCUGCAUGGAGGUGGUCUAUGAGAAAGCCAACCCCAGCGAGCGCCGCUUCGGGAUCCUCUCCAACUGCAACCACACCUACUGUCUCAAGUGUAUUCGCAAGUGGAGGAGUGCAAAGCAAUUUGAGAGCAAGAUCAUAAAGUCCUGCCCAGAAUGCCGGAUCACAUCUAACUUUGUCAUUCCAAGUGAGUACUGGGUGGAGGAGAAAGAAGAGAAGCAGAAACUCAUUCAGAAAUACAAGGAGGCAAUGAGCAACAAGGCGUGCAGGUAUUUUGAUGAAGGACGUGGGAGCUGCCCAUUUGGCGGGAACUGUUUUUACAAGCAUGCGUACCCUGAUGGCCGUAGAGAGGAGCCACAGAGACAGAAAGUGGGAACAUCAAGCAGAUACCGGGCCCAACGAAGGAACCACUUCUGGGAGCUCAUUGAGGAAAGAGAGAACAGCAGUCCCUUUGACAACGACGAAGAGGAGGUUGUCACCUUUGAGCUGGGCGAGAUGUUGCUUAUGCUUUUGGCUGCAGGUGGGGACGACGAACUGACAGACUCUGAAGAUGAGUGGGACUUGUUUCAUGAUGAGCUGGAAGAUUUUUAUGACUUGGAUCUAUAGCAACCUUGCGUGGCGCGGGAACUGGUCUGCCGAGCCUCAGACAGUAGCUGUCCCUGUGCUGGUGUGGCAGUGCCUGUGUUUCUCUCCUAGGCAGGCCUAUCAACUCCAGGUGCUGUCGUGAUAAUUUUUACCCAGGGCCUGUCUUCUCAAUCCCUCACCUUUCCCCAAGGAGUGUAUUGUUUUCUCUGUUUAAAAAAGUUACAAAAAUAAAUCUUAAAGUUAGUUUUUUUGUAACACGAGUUUAACUGUCAGACAGUUAGUGUAGGUUCGUUGCGUCAUCUGUUUUCAACCAGAUUGUGUUUAUGGACUUUUCACACUCAUUUUGAGGACCGCCCCAGGUUCAAAAGUAAAAGCACUGGCCUUGCUUUGAGGUCUAAGAAUAGGAGUGUUGGGUGAAGGGACCUGAGCUGGCAAGUAGCCUUCUGCUACAGACGAGGAGGUGGCUCCUUGGGGUUUCCGGUGAAAUCUGCACAUCUGUGUUUUUAUACCUGUUCCCUACCCUGGAAUCCCCACCAUGUACACUUGUUCUGUGGUUUCGAUCUCUUGUUCAAUUGCACAUAAGUAAUACUACUGGGUAACCAGAACCAGGUGAGAAUGUGUUGAGAUUUCUACUGUGUUUUGCAUGAUAGGAAAAUGGAGAAAGAAUACAUAUUAAAGAUAUAGGGUCACAAAAUCAAUGCAGAGUUGGAAGUUGACUCCCAAGGGCUGGUAGACUUGAUGUGAGUGUGGGGGAGAGGGAGAGAGAGAGAGAGUGAGUGUGUGUGUGUGUGUGUGUGUGUGUGUGUGUUUGAGAAAUAAGCUUCUCAUCCCUGCAUAGAUGCAGUAUUCUUAGCCUUAGUAGAAAAAACUUGGUUCAGUGGUUUCAGCCUUGUGUGGCAGAUAGAUCUUAAAGGACAAAGCAGUGUAUUGGUAGUUGUUAAUAUAGCAGUGCUAGCUCUGUCUAUAUACAUAGAGAAAUUGGGGUUAGCCAUAAAAGGUUAAAACUAUCUGGUUAUCCCAUAUAUUAACACAAACUGGCUCUUGGACACACAGUUGUCUUUAAUGUUCUAUGAUCUAGCCUUUCCAAUUCAGGCACUUUUUGAAAAAUCUUUGUCCUCAUUUGAGGAGUCUUAUUGUUGGGUUUUUGUGUUUGUUUUGGUGGGCAUUUGCCUCAUUCCACCCCUGAGCUUUGCAGGUUGACAGAUUUGAUUCAAAACUAUGUUCUAAGGUGUUUAUUAUAGUGGAAUAAUUGGUUUACAGUAAUAAGUCACACUUUGCCACUACAGGGGAGGGAGCGGUAAUCGAUAAGACAAGCUAAAGUUCAGUUAGAAGAAUUCCUUGAUCAGAAAUUUUACCUUUGCAUUUUGUUGCUCUUUUUACUGAAAAUAACUUGGAGAUGCUCCUGGUUUGUCCAUCCACUGCUUUGAUUCCUUCAAUCCCGCCCAUUCUUUCACUUUAAGAAAAAAAGAAAUAAUUGUUGCAGAGGUCUCUGUAUUUUGCAGCUGCCCUUUUGUAAGAAGCACUUUUCCCAAAUAAAACAAUUAAAAAAAAAA
Molecule: messenger RNA, 3188 nt
Organism: Propithecus coquereli (Coquerel's sifaka)
Lineage: Eukaryota; Metazoa; Chordata; Mammalia; Primates; Indriidae
Gene: MKRN1
Product: makorin ring finger protein 1
Exons: 8
Coding region: 217-1656 (479 amino acids)
Biological process (GO): protein polyubiquitination
Molecular function (GO): metal ion binding; ubiquitin protein ligase activity
Source: RefSeq, a predicted model, not a curated record